This is a messenger RNA of Sebastes umbrosus (honeycomb rockfish), 1618 nucleotides long. RefSeq names its product dehydrogenase/reductase SDR family member 7C-A-like. NCBI's taxonomy places the organism in Eukaryota, Metazoa, Chordata, Actinopteri, Perciformes, Sebastidae. Gene Ontology annotation, biological process: regulation of release of sequestered calcium ion into cytosol by sarcoplasmic reticulum. The record is from RefSeq and is a predicted model, not a curated record. Gene Ontology annotation, molecular function: all-trans-retinol dehydrogenase (NAD+) activity. The transcript is spliced from 7 exons. Bases 441 to 1145 code for a protein of 234 amino acids. Gene Ontology annotation, cellular component: sarcoplasmic reticulum membrane.
GCUAUUAUAAGCAGCAGGUUGCAGUGGACAGCAGCGGGACAGACAGACAGAGGGACAGAGCUGUGUGAAUGGACGAGGGACAUAGAGGGAGAAGUUACCUCACUAAAUCCGGAAAAAACAAAAGCCAGUCCUGCUGAAGGAUUAGCUCCCUGUCCGUGCUGUAAGUGAACCAAGAAUAACACAGAUUACAGGACAUGGCCCUACCCUCUGUGACGGUGUUGCCCCUGCUGAUUGUCGUGGCGGCGGGGGUGUACUACAUCUACAAUGAGGUCAUGCAGUUCAUGUCCAAAUCCUUAGUGCGAAACAAGUGGUGUGAUUACUGAUGCUGUGUCCGGGGUGGGAACUGAGUGUGCCCAAACUCUUCCAUAAGGGCGGUGCCAGACUGAUCCUGUGUGGGACUAGCUGGGAUAAGCUGGAGUCUCUGUAUGACUAUCUGACUAAUGACACUGACCCCCAGCGAGACGUUUGCCCCAAAGCUGGUGAUCGUGGACUUCAGUGAUAUGGACAGCAUGGAGGACGUGGUGUCGGAGGUGGUGGAGUGUUAUGGCUGUGUGGACGUGUUGAUCUGUAACAGCAGCAUGAAGCUGAAGGCCCCGGUGCAAAGUGUCUCCCUAGAAGUGGACAGAAAUAUUAUGGACAUUAACUACUUCGGCCCCAGCACUCUGGCCAAAGGUGUUCUUCCAACAAUGAUCUCAAGAAGAUCGGGGCACAUUGUGCUGGUCAACAGCAUCCAGGGAAGACUGGCUGUCCCAUUCAGAAGUUCAUAUGCGGCAUCUAAGCAUGCGGCGCAGGCCUUCUUCGACUGCCUGCGGGCUGAAGUGGAGGAGUACGGGAUAGUCGUCAGCACCAUCAGUCAUACCUUUAUCAACGCCACCGAGGCGCCACCGCCACCGCCUGAGGAGGAGCCUGCCCCUAAACCAAAUGCCCUGGCUGCAUUUAUCGCCAGCCAGUUGACCCAUGGCGUGCGCCCGUCAGUCCUGGCCAAUGAGAUUAUGCAAACGGUGAACAGGAAGAGGAAGGAGGUCGUGCUGGCCCACCCCAUCCCCAGGGUGGCACUGUACCUUCGCUCCCUCUUCCCCUACUUCCUCUUUGCUGUGCUGGCUGCUGGAGUGAAGGACUCGGCCCUGGCUGAGCAGAUGCAGUAGGAGGGAAUCUGAAAUGGAAUCAUAAAGAGAUGUGAAACAAAGCAAGGAUUGUUUGGUAGAUAAAUGGUAGAUAGUAUGUGCUUGGCACAAGGCUGGAUCACCAACUGGGCGAAGCGGGCAACUGCCCCAGAGGCCCAGUCCCAGGGCCCCAGUCCCCUGCCCUUCAGGUUUAUCAUAUGGCAAUUAGCUUGUGCUAAUAUAAUUUAGUUACAAUCCUUCAGAUUUUCAUGAAAUCAAACCUUGUUUUUUGCACUAUUUGUGGUCUGACACAUUUACAUUGUGUAAUGACCUCUCGAUAUAGUUUUUAUUGUUAAUGGUGGAGUCUGCCAUUGCGAAACAAUGCAUGCGUGCAUGUGAUCCAGCACUACUGCUUGUACUUGUAUCUCUUUUAUCUGAUAUAAAUUUUAACUAUUAGCUUCUCCGACCACUGUAUCAGAUCAAAGAGCAGAUCAAAUAAAUGUAACGAAUACUCA